Messenger RNA from Gasterosteus aculeatus aculeatus (three-spined stickleback), 6132 nucleotides. RefSeq names its product solute carrier family 41 member 1 (gene slc41a1). Gene Ontology annotation, cellular component: plasma membrane. The record is from RefSeq and is a predicted model, not a curated record. Gene Ontology annotation, molecular function: monoatomic cation transmembrane transporter activity. NCBI's taxonomy places the organism in Eukaryota, Metazoa, Chordata, Actinopteri, Perciformes, Gasterosteidae. Gene Ontology annotation, biological process: monoatomic cation transport.
UCCGAGGAAGCUGUGCGUCAACCGGUACCGUGGGCUUCUUAAAGGCGUGCGCAUCGCUGUCGGAGCGCUGUUACCAAGAGGUGGAGGCUUACGCGCAGCGCGUCUCCCUUACCGACCAUCGCCUGCUGCUCCCCGGGACGACACCAGAUUCGUGCUCGUCUGACCGGAAGCGGUGCGCUUAAUUUGAAAAGCGGAGACCGCGAGCGCCGCCCUCCCGACGUCAGUGGCGGAGACUUGAUGUUCGUGUGGCCCUCCUGCUGCAGGAGAUGUACGCAGCACCUCAGAUGUUGGUAGAAAUAGUUUCAGCCGCCGGGAGGGAAUUUGGCGCUGGAUGAAACUCUUUUGAAAGUGUUUCUUUGGGCUCAGUCCUCACGUGAAGUCCGCGGAGACAGUUGCACGAGCGUCCCUGCGAGGACACUGUGUGACGUUCAAGGGUUCGUUUUCGAGAUUCUAGCAGUUGUGUAAUAUUAUUGGGGUGACAGCCCCCUCUACUUGGAGAGGAACCUUUUCCCGCAGGCUGCAAUUCAAUCUUCAUAUUGCAGACCUUUAAAUAUCUGACUUGCAAACCUCAAAGCAGCCACGUGUUGUAAGGAGAGACAUUCCCAGCCUGACCAGUCUGCCAUGAUCAGUGGACUGCGAGCAUGACCAGUCGGCGCUGCCAUCUUCCCACUUCGGACCUCUGAUUCAAAUUUCUUUCCCCGCAGCUCAAGCGAAACUUUCCGAGGACUGUUUACAAGUGGCUGGUUGGGGAUUUAUCUGGCAAGUCCCCUCUUCUUUUCCCUUCUUCGUCUUUUGUUUUCAACUAGUAUGCCACUUUUUUUCCGCCAGUCUACCCUAAGCACCUUGCAGUGAAUGGAGAACAUACUGGUUCUGCUCCCGAAGCACCGACAGGAACACAGGCUCAGCAGAACCGCGGCUGCGUGCGGCUCGCCAAAGUUUUUUUUGCUCCAGUGCCGUCUUCUGCCGGUCUUUAGUAGCGACCCCCAAGUCCCUGUCAGCCUCUUUAAUGGGAUAAAUCAAUUGGACUGAUCAGGUCCAAAACCAGAUCAGGUGACCGAUUCCAUUGUGACUUCCCCGAAAACAAGCGGACCCUUUCUUGUCAAGCCAAUUGUCCUCCAAAGGCGUCCGCAUGGUACUUUGGUCGAAAGACAAACUCCCCGACGUCGACAUGUCCUCCGGGGCCAUUGAGGCGAAGAUGGAGGGAGGGCCCCCGUCACUGCCCCUGCUUAACUCCAACGGCUCCGUCUCCCCGGUGAUCCUCGCCGCGGGCCCCGAGGAGGUGGGCCCGGACACCGGCGGCGAGUUGGAGCUCACAGAGGUCACGUCGCUCGCAGAGAGGGCCGGCGAGGCCGGUGGGGAUGAGGAGAGGUCGGAGAUUGUGGUGGCGAUGGACUGCCGGGCCAACGCCAAAGGUCAGAGGGAGGAGGACGCCCUGCUGGAGAACGCCAGCCAGUGCAACGAGAGCGACGACACCAGCACCGACCAGAGCCCGGAGCCGCCGCCCCCCCUCAAGGAGACCUCCUUCUCCAUCGGCCUACAGGUGGUCUUCCCCUUCCUGCUGGCCGGGUUUGGGACGGUGGCGGCCGGAAUGGUGCUCGACAUUGUUCAGCACUGGACGGUGUUCACGGAGGUGUCAGAGGUUUUCAUCCUGGUGCCGGCGCUGCUGGGACUCAAAGGCAACCUGGAGAUGACGUUGGCCUCCAGACUUUCCACCGCGGCGAAUAUUGGUCAGAUGGACACAGCCAAGAACAUGUGGAAGAUGAUAAUGGGGAACUUGGCUCUCAUCCAGGUGCAGGCCACAGUGGUGGGCUUCCUGGCCUCCAUAGCUGCUGUGAUCUUCGGCUGGAUCCCUGAGGGACACUUUCGGCUCGGCCACGCCGUGCUGCUGUGUGCCUCCAGUGUGGCGACCGCCUUCAUCGCCUCUCUGCUGCUUGGGGUCAUCAUGAUCGGCGUGAUCAUCGCGUCCAGGAAAGUCGGCAUCAACCCUGACAACGUGGCCACGCCCAUCGCCGCCAGCCUGGGAGACCUGAUCACCCUGUCCGUGCUGGCAGGCAUCUCAACCGGCCUCUACAAGGAGCUCGAGUUCAACGACUACGCCAACCCGCUGGUGUGCGCCGUGUUUGUGGCCCUGUGCCCCCUAUGGGUGCUGAUAGCCAGGAGGAUCCCAUCCACCCGAGAACUGCUGUACUCCGGCUGGGAGCCGGUCAUCAUCGCCAUGGCAAUCAGCAGUGUUGGUGGUUUGAUCCUCGACAAGACCGUCACCAACCCAAACUUUGCUGGCAUGGCGGUCUUCACCCCGGUCAUCAAUGGGGUGGGAGGUAACCUGGUCGCAGUGCAGGCCAGUCGAAUCUCCACCUACCUGCACAUGAACGGCCUCCCCAUGGGGGACCCCAACCACAUCCCCAGGAAGUGCCCCACCCCCUGCGCCUCCUUCUUCGGCUCCUCUGUGAACUCCCGCUCGGCCCGAGUGCUCUUCCUCCUGGUCGCCCCGGGUCACCUCGCCUUCCUCUACACCAUCAACUCUCUGAGGGGGGGGCACACCACCCUGACGGCGCUCUUUGUUUCCUUCUACAUGGUCGCCGCUCUACUACAGGUGUUAAUCCUCCUCUACCUGGCAGACUGGAUGGUGCACUGGAUGUGGGGGCGCGGCAUGGACCCCGACAACUUCUCCAUCCCCUACCUGACCGCUCUGGGCGACCUGCUGGGCACCGGCUUCCUCGCCCUCUGCUUCCACAUGCGCUGGUUCAUCGGCGACUCUGACUCUAACGCGGGGAACUGAGCGCGCGCAGAGAGGCGCGCGCGAAGGAAAUGACAAAAGACACACACUCUGCGCUUGCACACACACGGGGAUGGCGACAAAUCGCGACGGACGUUAUCUGGAAGUGGACGUUGUCUACGAUAUUAAAGGGCUAAUCUCUUGUAGAUCUCCAACUGAUGGUCGAGUGCAUGACGGGGCAGUGACGUUCCAUCUGCAGCACAUCAGGGCUCUGGUGCACCACAGCAGCAGCCCCGAGCACAGACCGUAUCUUAAACUCGCAUAUGUCGACCGGUGAGCAGGCAAACACCACCACACUCCUCCCAUUUUCUACCUAGCAACUGAGUUACGUUUGCUAUUAACACCCUAUUAACAAUGAUUAGUAUUGUUGAUAAAUAAUGCAGUUGAAUUGUUCCAUGCAAAGGGCCCGUCCUCAUUAUUUUCAAUGGGAACGUUGGCCCUGCCAAUCAAGUUUUAACACUUGAAACUUCAACAGCAAAACUUGUCUAAGAAGUGCUAUGAAUAUCACGUGUGUGUCUUUUAGCAGAGGUCGCAUAGUGCUAGAAGAGCGUUUUGGUCUCGGGGACUUGCACCUCCAACAUAACAAGCAAAGUCCCUUCUUGGCGUCGCUCUCUGUCAGCGGGAUACUUCCUCUGAGUCUUAUUAUUUAGAAAUGUCACAAAUCAGGAUCAAACAAACGCUGACGUCAGCCACGACCAGACCUGCUUCUUCAGCCCUUUAGAACCUCCUAAUUAAGGGCUAUUUAAGUGUUUCCAUUGAUGAGAAUUGCAUGCUCACUCGCACAAUGGCCUAUAUUUUACUCUUGUAGCUUUCCCUAGAGUCCACAGAAGUUGCACUGAUGCCUUUUUUUAAUGGGCCAAAUCUGCUGAAAAGUGCCCUGAGAACGAUUAGUCUUUGUUCGAUAAAUGCGCAGAAUGUGGUUAGGGAGGUUUUCUUAAACCUCCCUGGCUGAACUCAUCCACCCGCUCACUACUGUUGCUGUUAUGGUGCCCGAGCCGGACUCCCAGCAGGUGACAAGAGGCUAAACGUGCUGCGACACACUGGAAACGACCUGCAGAGCUCAGCCAACCCGACGCCAUCGCGUUCACGCAUCACCACAAUGCGAGGCGGGAUGAGCCUCUCGGGUUCAGCUGUCUGGUACCAGACCAACGGAUCCAAUCGCUGUUUUGCACCGUUGUUUUUUCUCUUUAGUUGCCUGGAUGUUGAUAUUUUCCAAUGAGAGACCAAGGAUGUCUCCUGAGGUUGGGCAGGCAGGGGGGGGCUACAAGGAGCCCACACACCAAGCUAUGGUUUGGUUGGUUGUUUAGGUUUUCUCUCCAUUGCCUUUUGCAUUCGGAUUCACCAAAAGAUUCCUGCAGUGAACCAACCCGGUCGUAGUAACACGUAAUACAUGUACAUUUAGUUGGUCUGUACGGUUAGCAAGUUUUUGUGACCGACCGGCGUUCGCCCGUUUCCCACUUCUCUCAAGUUCAUUUUGCUGUGCUGGUUCCCAGUGAUGCCGCCGGCUCAUUUCUGCUGUUGAUUCUGUAAAUGUUCUCACAUCAAAAGCAGGUUAGAAGGAGGACAUCUGGUGAUCCAUUCUCAGAUUCUUUCUAAUCAAUUAAUCUUUUUUUUUACAGAGUCAACUUUGUUCAGCAAUUUGAUUCAACAAAAUGAAAAUUCAGGAAAUUGAUUAUCUUGAGUUAUAAAGUCAUAAAUACAAGAGAGGACAAUUCAGAAUUGGAAAAUAUAGAAAUAAAUUCUCCAUCUUGGGCCUCUUGAGGCUUCCGUAUAUCGCCCAUAUAAUUCUUAAAAAAAUAAAAAUAAAUACCUAAUAUUAAUGUCUUUGGUGAGAGAGGAGCCGGUCCUUUUGUAGAUGAACGACUCGACGGGGCAGAUCCCGGUUUGACCUCCGUCACACUCAAUCUGCCCCCUGAUCGCAGGUGAGGAGGAGACUGGAAUUCUACAGAUUACACACCCGACCAGACUCACUGCGGGUGAUGCUCGACUCAUCGGGCGCUUUUUAGACUUGCGUGCUGUUUUGAAGGAGCCUGCGGGAUGCGUGUGCAGGGCACAAAAUGUGAAUGUGCAACACUUGAUUCUUUUAUUUGCUGAAAAAUCUUAUGGUCUUAACUAUUCUUUUUUUUUUUUUUUUUAAUAUCAAUGAUAUGAUUUUUUGUUUCUAUUCCUUUCCUCCUCUCCCUAAUCUGUUUAACGCUGUGUGAUUUAUUUCCUAUAUAUUGUAAUGUUUCGCCGAGCAAACAACCACUACAAAGAUGAGAAAAGAAAAGUUCUUCCCGCGCUGGUUCUAAAGGCCCAACGUACUGUAAUCUGCAAAGAGAAGCGGAGCCGCCAGGACGCAGCAGGGAUCCUCUCAACUCGUCAACGUGCGUCUCUGUGGCGUGAAACCCCGCGCGAGUCCGACUGGAGUGACGUCUUCAGUCUGUCUGCGUUUGCACAGACUUGCUGUAAAAGUUUCAUCCUUCCACCCGUUGCCUCUCGGUCCGUCCGGGUGCCGGCGUUCUGCCUCUGUGUCAAUGGAAAGUUGUUAAUACUUCUAUAAAAGGGGCAAGUAAUGCUUUGUCUAUUUAUUUUUAGAUUGUGCACAAAGCAAAUUGUACAUAUUAUAUUUAUUAUAUAUAUAUGGUUGUUUAUUUUGUCAUUUCAUUUUGGCUCCUUUUCCUUGUCACCAUGUUGUUUUUAUCAUUUUUCUCUUUCUUUUUUUUUUUUUUUCUCCUGCAAAAGGCCAGUAAGCUUCUUGUUGCUCGCCAACGGUGCGGCUAAGGAACAGCGCGGUGCCUAAUACCGAUCUUUACACACCUCACGCACACCCUGUCACACACGGGGAAAGCACACUUUAACAAAUAGACGGCCUUAACCUAUGAGAGCCGAGCUCAACUCAUAGUAACCCAAUCAGGAGCCGGGUUCGCCACAGAGUAGCAUCUCUUUAAUUAGCUUUGAUUAACUAAAGAUGUACAGUUGAUUAUGAUUGUAACGUAAUAAUGACUUUAUAUGACGCAGCAGUGGAGGGGAGGACGAGCCGGGGGUUCAAAUGAGGACUCGGGAGGCCAGGAGGGGAAAAAAAAAAAAGUACAGAAUGUCCACAUGAAUAGGAAAUAAACACCUACUGCCUUUUGAAAGUAUAAGUGCUUCAAACCCCUCGAGCCUCUGAAUCCCAAGGACAACGUCUUCAAGGUGGAGCCUUUUGAUUCAGACACCAAACCUCCACCCGUCUCGGACCUGGUCCCGGUCUCCCGGAGGCCGAGGCGCAUUCGGUCUGCCCACCUUGUAAAAAGAAGCCCUCUGUGAGGCCGGAGGAAGAGUCUCUCCCUGCAGGACUUUGUAAAUUGCUGGAAUUAAAGAACUAUAUGAUUUCA